This is a messenger RNA of Notolabrus celidotus (New Zealand spotty), 4088 nucleotides long. It is a transcript of the gene c22h14orf180, whose product is annotated as chromosome 22 C14orf180 homolog. Gene Ontology annotation, molecular function: connexin binding. The coding region runs from base 1491 to 2531 and encodes 346 amino acids. The transcript is spliced from 15 exons. Gene Ontology annotation, cellular component: transport vesicle; plasma membrane; trans-Golgi network. The record is from RefSeq and is a predicted model, not a curated record. Gene Ontology annotation, biological process: positive regulation of Golgi to plasma membrane protein transport. Lineage: Eukaryota; Metazoa; Chordata; Actinopteri; Labriformes; Labridae.
UCAUGCAGGUAACGUGCCAGUUCUACAGCUUGAGCCCUCACAGCCUCCUGCCCUCAAUCACUUUACAGCUGAAGUCAUCUAAGUGAAAAAGGGGCUCAGGGACGACAUUGAGAUUGGGCCACUGUCUCAAUCCAUAAAGCAUGCAUAUUUAACAUCACCUUUUCAAUACAUUAGAUGUAAUUUCUGCAUUUGGCGAAAUAAUGGACCGCCUUACUUUUUUUUUCAAAAGUUAAAAAAACGUGGCUGCUACUAGCCAACAGCUAGUAAACAGAUGAGGAUGCUAAUUGCUAACGCAGUGGAAGACAUGAUGCCAAACAGACUAAUGAGAGCGUCAAGGAGAAUGAAGAAGAGGGACGUUUCUGCCUGCUGCAGCAAAACUGACAACUGCACGCUGUUCUUCUUGGAAUCGCCACCUGUGAUUGACAGUUUGACAUCGAAAUGAGUCACUCAUCACUGGGCCAAAGUUUGUCUCUGUCUGCCAGACGCAGCCUGCACUCAACCCAAAGCCUGCCUUCUCCUCUGAUCCGCUGACUCACUCUGCACACAGCGCAUCGUUCAGUCCAGCCGGGAGAGACUCCAGGAAGAGGUAAACAAUGCAGCUGAGAGGCUCCGAGAUGACAGGAUGUCAUUACUGGGGCAACGGGAAGGGGGAGCCGUGAGUGUGCGGGUGUAGGUGACCUCCUCUCUUCCUGGUCCAGGCAGCCUCCGAGCUGGAAGAAGUCAUCCAGGCUGUGUCCUUGUCAUCUCCUCGUGAAUGGUACAUGGGCCAGGGAGCACCAUGCCAGUUUGGCCCUGCAGAACUGCAACAGGAAAGCUACUACGCUUGUGUCCAAAUGGAAGGAAGGGAGGGGGAGAGUGCUGCUUUAAAAGUCAAGACCCAUUCAUGAUCGUCUGGAUCAUCCGCGCAUCGAGUGCUGAGGUCGUAUCUCUUCUCUUUCUUCCCCCUCUCCCUCUCCUACGGCACAGAUCAGCCGCACAUUAAUGUUGAUUAGCCAAGUGUGAAGGCAAGGGUGGAGAGGGACCCAGUGUGCUAAACACAAGCUGGUGGAGCUUCUCUACAUGUGCAGAGCAGUGAUUGGUUGAUAGCCCUGUCACUCAAACAGCAAGUACUCUCCUACUUCCUCUGUCCUCCUUUCCUGGUGCAGCCUAGGAGGAGGGAGGGGGGAAUGGAUCUUUUCUGUGUGAGUCGCCGGAGCUCCCUCAGCCUGCUCCUUACCACCUGUCCUUGACUUGCUGUUCCCAGACGAGACAGAGUGGAAGCUGCUCCCGCUCACUCCCCCCUCAGGCACCUUUCUCCAUCCGUGUUUAUGUGAGCUGAGCAGCGGCAUUUUAUCUUUACAUCAUUUUUUCCCUCUCUCUGUGUGUGUGGCUGUUUCCUUUUUUUUUUCUACCUGUGGUGCUUCAGCGUAGUGGCGAGGAGAGGAGCGUUCGUCCUCGGCUGGUGGAGCUCUGCUGAUGGGAGGCGGUGCUGGCUCAGGCUGGGACUGGGGAUGCUGAACGGGGGGAGGGAGGGCCUGUUUGAGCUGGGACAGCAGCUCCAGCAGCAGGGGGAGUACCAGGCCGCCCUCCACUGCUUCCUCAGUUGCCUGUUGGGACUGACCCAUGUGCAGAGCUUCAACUCUCUGCCCAACUGCCUCCACCAGAUUGCAGAGCUCUUCAUUACUGAAAAGAACUAUGGAAAGGCUCUGCAGUUCAUCCAGGCUGAGAAAAUGUUCUACGAGGUGGCACUGAUCGAGCUCACCGCUCUUCAGGGGAGCACAGGGCCUCAGGAGGAGGCGACACUGGGCUCCGCAGGAUGGACGACCCCAGAGGAGCUCUCGGAGCAGGCCUCCCAGGCACAGCACCUCGAGCGGCUGGCACAGCUGUGCAUCAUGAGCAAACAACCUCAUCUUGCUCUCGAAUACAGCGGUAAGGCUGCAAAAAUCCACCAGAGGGCCUUUGGGAAUGACCACCCCAUAACAGCCAGGAGCCUGGAGCUUAUGGCUACCGUCUAUGCUGAGAUCGGCAAGACUGAAUAUUCAGACUCCUUGGGUGAGUGCGUGUCUGCACUGUCCAAACGCUUCGCUGCUGCUGAGCCCAUCAAAGACACCGUCAACGGUCUUCCUCAUUCGCAUCGGGAGAAACACUCAGAGGUCCGCCACAGAAAGGACUCCCACCAUCAUCAUCAGGAGGAGACGUCGAAACCUAAGCAGGUGAUCAAUGGCAAAGUCCCCACGUCCAUCCUAAAGAGGCCAAGUUCCAACUACGGGUCCGAAAUAGAACCCAACCACAAACGGAAAGGCGAGCGGAGGGUUCGAUUCAGGGAGCCAGAGACCACAGUGCAUGCCUAUGAGGCGACACCCUCCCGCCCCCACCUGGCCCUCUUCACCUGCCUCUUCCUGCUGAUGUCAUUCCUGGGCGUGGCCAUGUACUGCACAGGCCGACGGCGCCCUCAGCGGGUGUGUGAGGAGCUGGAGGCCACUUUGGCUGUCUACCUGCUGCACAUGAAACAGCUGCUGUGGGGCUGCUGGUUAUGGCUGACCAUGCAGUGACUGAAUCCAACCAUAGGGGAGACAAAGACCCUCUCUGUUUUUUUUUUAACCCCCUUCAUUCUUCCUACCUUUGAAAGGAGCCUAGGCCUGGAAACACCUCAGCUACUUUUCUCGGCUCUGCACACUAUCUGUGGUGUUAAACCACUCUGACAGAGAGAAAGGGAGAAAAGUUUAAUCCCAGAAAUAUGUAGCUUCCAAUUCUGUAUGUAUAUAAAUGUAUUAAGGUGGUGGAAAAGCCACUUCUUAUUGAAAAUGUAUUGAUUUGCACAUGUUGAUGCUCACAUAGAACGCUCACUCAAUCACCUCAAAGCAUUUAGUUUUUCAGUUAAUAACACAAUCUGUUGUAUGUGAGUGAAUGUUCCCAUGGAAUGCAAAUAUUUAUUUUGUUACAUGAUUUGUGUAUAUCAGAUAAAACACAGAGCUGAAUGUGUACAUAUGGCUCUAUAUAUUAAGGACUAUCACAAUAUUCAGCCUUGUAAUUGCACAUAGAUGAAUGUAGAGAUGUUGGAAUGAGCUUUGAUUGGCAGGGCGCACAUUGAUGCAGGGGAGGAUGGAAGCAGAAAUGUGCAAACUGUUCGAUAAUGAUCUGUGAGAAAGAAAACACAGGGCUGCUUCACUUCACAGCAACACCGGGUCGAAUGACUAACAGAUUAAAAAAAACACCUCUUUCUUUACAGACUGUAUCCAGCUCCACUGAGAAGGAAACUUACAGCACAAUGUAAUGCAUUCUCGCUCUUUAUAUCCAUGGUCCAAGAGAAUAUACUCGAACUGAAUGAAUGCUAAUGCUUUUGACAGUGUUGCUCUUUUUAACAGCUUGAAUCCUACUAAAUAUCCUUUGUCCUAAAUGUUAUUUAUUCUUAUAUACUGUAUAUCUGCAUCCAAGCAAAUAUCCAACUUUAGAAUAAUUUGACUUUUUAAAUUUUUUGUUACUGGUUAUAUUUCUAUUUCAAGAGAAUAAUAUUCAGGUUUUUAAACGUGAUGUCAAAUGCUCAUCAAGCUUUUGAAAAUGUACAGAUGGCAUCUUUGCAACACAUAAAAGAAACGUGUAGUCAUCCAAAACUACAUCUAUGAGGCCAAACAUAAAUGAAAUGCUAUUGUUGGGAGUCCCUUUAUCAAGUGAAGCAGAUGAAUUUAAAAAGCCAAACCACCACACAAAUGGAUCAUAGGAUUCAAAGGGUACAGAUGCACAUCUCACAGAUCUCUCAUUAUAAGCAAUAACACACAUCACAGAGUUUCCAGUUAAACAUUGUUCUUUAUAUAACAGGUUUCAGGGAACGCAAAAGGUUUUCACAAUUGAAUGUCAAAGCAAUAUGAGGCAAACAACGCCUGUAUAGAAGAAAGAAACACUGUCAAUUCUGUACUGUCAAACUAAAUUAUCAUUAGCAAUAAAACAAUACCCAGUGUAUAUGCACAUUUAGCUUAGAAGCUGCAUCUCACGGCUGUCCAAACAUUUAUGGUCACUUUGAAAGAAGUGCCUUUAUGGAGGGUUUUCUUAGUUCUUACUGUUUUAUGAUUUCAGUUCUUUUGAAUAAAACUGUCAUUGCCUAUCAAAGUCAA